Messenger RNA from Galleria mellonella (greater wax moth), 3947 nucleotides. RefSeq names its product ATP-binding cassette subfamily G member 4. Gene Ontology annotation, molecular function: ABC-type transporter activity; ATP hydrolysis activity; ATP binding. Lineage: Eukaryota; Metazoa; Arthropoda; Insecta; Lepidoptera; Pyralidae. The transcript is spliced from 11 exons. The record is from RefSeq and is a predicted model, not a curated record. Gene Ontology annotation, cellular component: plasma membrane. Bases 122 to 2263 code for a protein of 713 amino acids.
CGCACGUCCGCUAAAGAGGCUGGUACGCGCGCGCAGUACGCGGCCGGCUGUAGCGCGGAGCACGCGCAUCGACUAACCGACUCCGUGACGUAGUAGAUGACUGUUGCAAACACACGUAGCCAUGAAGGUGGACAAAGAGAGUCUCGCGGCACCCACCGACACUAAACCUGUUAUUGUCGACAGGAAGGGGAGCCACUGUUUAUUGAACAUCACCCCGGCCCAGCCAAAGACCCUCACGCACCUGCCCAAGAGGCCGCCGGUGGACUUGGCGUUCACUGAUCUCACAUACAAAGUGCAAGAAGGAAGAAAAAGCAAUGAGAAGAUUAUCCUUAAGUCGGUGUCGGGGCGGCUGCGCUCCGGCGAGCUCACCGCCAUCAUGGGCCCCUCCGGCGCGGGCAAGUCCACGCUGCUCAACAUACUCACCGGAUACAGGACCUCGGGCAUGGAAGGCAGCAUCACAGUGAACGGCAUGGAGCGGAACCUGUCCAGUUUCCGGAAGCUGUCCUGCUACAUCAUGCAGGACAAUCAGCUACACGGAAACCUCACGGUGGAGGAGGCCAUGGAGGUGGCCACCUCCCUCAAGUUGCCCAGCUCAACCACAAGGACGGUGAAGGAGGAAAUGAUUCACGAGAUCCUGGACACGCUCAGCCUGCUGGAGCACCAGAAGACGAUGACGUCGAACCUGUCGGGUGGGCAGAAGAAGCGGCUGUCGAUCGCCCUGGAGUUGGUCAACAAUCCACCGAUCAUGUUUUUCGACGAGCCCACCUCGGGUCUGGACAGCUCGUCGUGCUUCCAGUGCAUCUCGCUGCUGAAGGACUUGGCGCGCGGCGGCCGCACCAUCAUCUGCACCAUCCACCAGCCGUCCGCUAGGUUGUUCGAGAUGUUCGAUCAGCUGUACACGCUGGCCGACGGACAGUGCGUGUACCAAGGGAACACCGGACAAUUAGUGGACUGGCUGGGCAGCCUGAACCUGCAGUGUCCGUCGUACCACAACCCGGCGUCGUUCAUCAUCGAGGUGUCGUGCGGCGAGUACGGCGACCACACCGGCCGCCUCGUGCGAGCCAUCAACAACGGACAGAACGACAUCAGGAAUGGUGUGCCGUUCCCCGAGGUGAAGGUGCCGGACUACAACAACAAGAAGGACAUGGAGCAGUCGCUGAAGGUGGAGCACAACAAGAACGAGCUGGCGCACGCGCAGGAAAAGUUCCAGGAGGACGGCGGCCGCGACAACAACGGCGGCGGCAACGGCGCCCUGCACAACGGCCUGCUGCUGCAGUACGCGCACACAGAGCUCGCCAAGGGGAAAGCCGGCGGCGAGGCGCUGGUGGUGCAGGUGGAGAAGGCGGAGCUGGAGAAGCAGGACAACGCGUCGGCAGCGCUGCUGGGCGGCGGCGGCGCGGCGGCGGCCGGGCCGCGGCGCUACGCCACGUCGGAGCUGCGGCAGUUCUGGGUGGUGCUGAAGCGCACGCUGCUGUUCAGCAAGCGCGACUGGACGCUCAUGUACCUGCGGCUGUUCGCGCACAUCCUCGUCGGCUUCCUCAUCGGCGCGCUCUACUACGACAUCGGCGACGACGGCUCCAAGGUGCUCUCCAACCUCGGCUUCCUCUUCUUCAACAUGCUGUUCCUCAUGUACACCUCCAUGACCAUCACCAUUCUCAGCUUCCCGCUCGAGAUGCCGGUGCUGGUGAAGGAGCACUUCAACCGCUGGUACUCGCUGCGCUCCUACUACCUCGCCAUCACCGUCUCCGACAUACCCUUCCAGGCGAUAUUCUGCGUGAUGUACGUGGUGAUCGUGUACCUGCUGACGUCGCAGCCGGCCGAGUGGACGCGCUUCGCCAUGUUCCUGUGCUCGUGCCUGCUCAUCUCCUUCGUGGCGCAGAGCGUCGGCCUCGUCGUCGGCGCCGCCAUGAGCGUGCAGAACGGCGUGUUCCUGGCGCCGGUGAUGUCGGUGCCGUUCCUGCUGUUCAGCGGGUUCUUCGUGUCGUUCAACGCCAUCCCGCGCUACCUGCGCUGGAUCACCUACCUGUCCUACAUCCGCUACGGCUUCGAGGGCACCGCGCUCGCCACCUACUCCUUCGACCGCGCCAAGCUGCAGUGCCACCAGGUGUACUGCCACUUCAAGAACCCGCAAACGACGCUGGAGGAACUGGACAUGCUGGAAGCGGACUUCACGCUCGACAUCGCCGCGCUGUGCCUCAUAUUCGUGGUGCUGCGUAUAUCCGCCUUCCUGUUCCUGCGCUGGAAACUCAAGUCCACCAGGUAGACGCGCACCUGCGCCGCCUGCCUUUGAUUCCGUGCUCACAAACGACUGUUAGUGUUGCCAGCUUGUGAUGUUCAAAAAUAGUGAUGCCAUAAACACAACUUGUAAAAGCAGCUGAAAACAGUAGGCCUCGAAACUGAUAGUAUUUUAAACCAUAAGUUUACAUACAUAUCUGUCACGCCUGUCUCCCAUUAGGGUAGGCAGAUACAAUAGAACACCAAAUGCUUCGAUCCAAACAAACCUCUUUCGCUUCUUCCGCAUUCAUCAAUCUUUUCAUAUACGCUCGCCGGUUACGGGUACUUUUAAUUUGGCCCUUCUUCAGCACGUCGCCUAUUUGUUCGGCAUACGUCCGUCUAGGGCGUCCCCUACCGACAUCUUCAUUUAUUCUUGCUAACCAUAAGUUUUAAACUUAUCUAAUAAAAUACUGGAUAGAUUCGAACUAGAGAAUUACUAUUAUUUCUCGGUGAGAGUCGAGUUGUACAUGUCAACUGUACUGAGGCACGUCACUGACAGAAUAAGCUGGCAACAUUAUUUUUGCAUCGAAUUAAAAGUCGGAGCUUAGACACUUAAUUUAUACUUGUAAUGUAUUAUAUAAGACUAAAUACAAAGACAGGUUUUACGUUUUAAGGUUGUCGGUUGGAACUCCUUCAUGUUAAGUGUAUGAGGCGUAGUUUUAAUGUAGGAGAGUUACAAUCGCCUUAGUUAAAGUCACGUUUAUUCGCAGUUGUUGUGAUAGUCGACGUUAAUUCGAAUAGAUAGGAUUUACUGCGACCUUGGAUUCCAACACUCGGCUAGUGUGGGGGGAGGAGGAGGAGGGGGAGGUUUUGUGAAGUUGUAACAUGACAAUUUAUUGUAGAGAACGAUAGCCAAUUACUAAGUGCCUGAUAUGUAAACAUAUUAUCUGCCUUUUGAUUACGAUUACUCGAGCGACAUAAUUAUAAUUAUAAAUAACAAUUAUAUUUUAUUAUAAGCAAUAAUAAUUUGGUCACAAACAUUGUACACUUGACCGACGCAGCAGUGGAUAUAGCGCCGGAUUGGAUAUUACAUUCCGUUACCGUAUCAAGUCUCGUCGCUCCGGUUAGUACGUAACCAUUCCUGAUGUUUAAAUUUAUAUGUGAUAACUUUGUGAUAUGAAACAUUUGCAAUGAAUAGAUUUACACACGUGUCCCACAAUAUAAGACAAUAUACACGGGCGGCCUUGUAUUUACACUGGAGACACUCGGUGCAACAGGAAAACAGUACACUACCGUGUUGUUACCGUAGACACGAGUGGAAUUGGCCAAAAUAUUUACAAAUGUAAUAUUGCUAUAAGAUCUGAUGUAUUUAUUUAGCGAUAGUGUUGACGAACGAUGGCCUGUCGCUGUGAUGAUGAUUAUGAUAGGGAUGGACUUGCUCACACGUCUUGCCUUACGGCUUGCCUUAUGCCGUCUCCGAGCGGCGGAUGCAUUGUCACACACACGACGUGGGCGGUCAUGGGGAACGUGUAACGUUGUGUUCUCCAUUGCCGUUCAUGUUUUCUGUUAGACUAAUCAGGGAUCAUGGUAAUUUCUAUUUGUACUUAGUUUUUUUUUUUUAAUAAUAUAGAUGAAUUUAUAUGGUCCAAUAUUGUGGUUAGCUGUUAAAGUACAUAGAUUUUAUGAUGUUUUUGUAUAUUUCAUUUUGUAAUAAACGGUUUAUAAAAUUAUAA